GGGCAGUGUUAAAAGGUGGUAUAUCAUGACGUGUAUAUAAUAUAGGAACAUACUGUAUUUUCAAGGCUUAGGUUCAUCAGGAUCAGAAUUACGAUGUAUACACGGUUAUAAACGCGGAUAGUGAGAACAUACCUUGGCUGGAGAAAGCUUUACACUAUUUCUUUGCUCUUUUAUUAUCGUGUUUUCGCUAAACGAUUCAUUUACAAGAAGAGACAAACGUAACCAUGAAACGCCACAACCUCCGGAGCAUGAUGGCUUUACGAACACUCUUGAUGGCGACGACGAUAACGACUCUGCUGGACGUCAUCGCUGGGCAGACGACAUCGAUGCCUCUUCCUCCUCCACUUCCUACCUUUAAAGAAGAAGCAUUCCCGGUUUCGAUCCCAACACGAAUGACCACACCUAUGUUUCACGUGGGAACACAAGGAGUGGCGGCACCAUUUGAUCUCAAUCCUUACCGAACAACAAAAGCCCCACCUUAUUCUCCAAGAACGGAACUCGUCAUCGAGUGCCCUCAUGGCUUCGAUCAGAUCUCAACCCCUUGCGGAUCACCAGAGAACGAACCACUUUGGCCGGAAUGCGACGCUGCAACUCUACACGUGAUGCAUAGAUUCAGUAUAGACAGCUACGAUUCGUGUCUGGACGCUGUUCCUACAAUCCUUGGAUACCUGGGAGUCUCUGCCACCGAUGACGGCAACGAAACGACUACUCUCAGAUUUCCAGUUGCUACUAUUAACUGGCGGGGCAUGGUCAAUAUUACAAACGACCAUCGUAUGCAGAAUGGCAUAGACACUGCAAUAGAUGAUGGGCUUAUAAUUAACGUCUGGAGCAUACCUUGCGCAGAUUUCAUUGAGUACGGGGUAACAUGUUCAGUAAAAGCAGACCACAAUGACUCUAUUUCGUCCUCGCCCUCAGGGGCAGAUUGUGACGAAGAGUAUUUCGUUGGCGACCGGGAAGCUUUCACGCCAAUCUGGCAUAAUGGAUCGUUCCUUCUCUUCUUCAAUGGAACCUACGUUACACCAUCUUGGUGGAGUGGUAGAUCUACCUUCGACAUUGUCCGGUCGAACCCAUUUGAUUUUAGUCGUCACGAUAAAACACGAGAACUAAGAGUGUGUGGUGUACAAAAGGCGAUGAUCAACUGCGACAUCAUCUUAUCAGAAGAUCAGUAUCUUCUCAAAGACAGUGUUAAUUCGACAGCCGUCAUCUACAACGGAACAGAAUAUCAAGAAGACUUGUUUGAAUACGUGUCCAACAACUCUAUCAGAAUCUGCAUUAUCCAUGAUAACUUUUCCACUGUUCAGGAAGGAAUAGACGAAAGCAUGAAGCCAGAACCUGUGAAUGUCCAGUUAAUCUAUAGCCAUGUUCUGUUCGCAGUAUCAACAUUGUGUCUGGUUCUAUUGGUCGGAACCUACCUGAUAUUUUCUGAACUUCGGAACUUCCAGGGAUGUGCCAUUCUGACCUUUGCUGUAACUUUGCUGAUUUCCCAAAUUUGUCUCCAGUAUGUCGCUCCUUAUGCACGUCGCACAACGGCUCUGUGCCAGGGUGUGGCGGUUCUUGCGCACUUUACGCUUUUGUGUGCUUUUGCCUGGAUGACUCUUCUUGCAUUUGACCUUUGCCGAAGCUUCAAAGGAACCCAGACCCGCACACACCACAGCCCCAACAGUCGCCUCAAACGCUAUGCUCGAUAUUCACUGGUUGGUUGGGGUGUUCCUCUUCUUCUAGUAAUUGUCUCCCUUGGGCUGCAUUUCACGGAAAAUGAUAUACUCCCGCUUGAGUACGGAUCGGGGAGAAAUUGUUGGGUGUAUCCAGUUCUUUCCAACAUUGUCUUUUUCAUCGGUCCAAUCGUGUUGUCCUUGGUUGCCAAUGCCGUUCUCUUCGCCAUCACUGUGGUUAGUAUUUGCAGGACGACCAAGAUGACCAGGAGUACCCUCCGAAAGGACGGAUCACAAAGGAAUGUCAUAGCGGAACUGCUCAUCUACUUCAAGAUAUCUUGUCUAAUGGGAUUCAGUUGGUUGUUUGGUCUGAUAGCCGCCCUGGGUACGACGCCAGCUCUCUGGUACAUCUUCAUAACGGUUAAUGGUCUCCAAGGCAUUUCGGUCUUUUUCUCCUUCGGCCUCAAUGCCAGGGUAAGAAAAUUAUGGAGGAAAAGGAUGGCACCAUCAAAGUCAGGGUCGAGCAGUGGAAGCUCUGACAAGACAAAGAAGUCCGGUUCUGUGUAGUGGGUUUCCUGCAACUUCUGUACUCAAACUUGCUACUUACGUGUUACCGGGGUGAAUAUUGAUAUCAAGAAAUUUACGUUAUCUUCGAAUAACAACAUGAAAUUAUUGAUUAAACAUUACGACAUUUCCCUUUUAUUACAAAUUUGAGUAUAAAUAAAUGUAAACAUGGUAAAUCCAUGUAUUAAGUUUGUUAUCAUUAUUUCAGCAAAGAGUAAGUUCUAUAUGUGCUGGGCAGUGGUACAUUGUGCAAUGAGCCAUGCAUGAAUGCUUGCUGCAUGUGCUGUAUGUUGUGGUUCUAUGUGCUUGCCACUGGGCAGAGCAGCUUUGACACUGGUCUUGACAGGACCUAUGUGAUGAGUGAGUGAAUGAGGAGGAGUUGAGAUGUGCAGCAACUAAGUAUGGUUGGCAUCGAAGUUACAUGUGGGCAAGACAGGCCAGAAAGAAGACUUCUCUUAGCUCUGACACCACGGUGAGGCAGCUGGGUUCCGAUGUAGAUUCCGAUUCGGAUACCCGCGAUGCUGAUUUCGGGACAAGUCCUCCAGGACGGACCUUGUUCAUCUUCAGAGAUGCGAAACUUCGUCUACUGGAAGCCUAGCAUCGAUAUAUUUUUCGACGACGUCCACUUCAACUAUACGACAAGUUUUCAUCGAGAAUGAGACGCGACAUGUGCACAUGAAAGCAAAGUCCAUAUGAGUUGAGAUCAGUCGCGGAUACUUAUUUUUAUUAAUUAAUUUAUCUGCAGAAUAUUAAAAAACGCAUGCGAUUUCUUUGAAAUUUCUAAGAGUAUAAAGAAAAUCUGAAUUAAGAGCUUAAUUGUAUUUUUACACUUUAAUUAUUGCAGUAUACUGUUUUUGUUUUAAAUACCAAAAAUGAAUAGAUGCUUUUCGUAGGAAAACAUGAAAUUACUUGAAUUAUUUACAAUAUUUUGAUAUUUUUUACCACAAUAUAAGACAAUAUUUUCAUUUGAAUAGUUAUAUCAGAUUGAUUGAAGUAAUUACAUUUGAACAUGCAUGUAUACUAAUUAUUCAAAAUAGAUGAAGAAUAUAUUGUUUGAGAUGAUUUUCUUUCUGAAUAUGUUGAAGAAAAAAAUGUGAAGAUAUUUGAUUAAUUAAUCAUAAUUUAAUGAUUUGAAUAUAUAUCAAUGCUUUGGAUUUCAUUUAAUAUUGUUGUGUGAAUUCUUAGCCAACAUAUAUCUAUAUAAUCAGAAUAGUCUAUCGUCAGACAUUGGAAAACAGUGCCCAUAGAUCUGACACGGAGCCUUAUCAAUAAAAACAAACGUGGUGGGAAAUGCCAGAUGCUGCAUACCAAAUAAUCAGUAUACCGACCAACCGACCAACAUGUUAUGGAAGUUCUGUUUUAUUAACAAGACCUAUGUCAAGUAGAAUUGUUAACAACAGCUGCAAAGUUCACAUUAAACCCCGAUCUAUUCAACUAUAUAUAGGAGUAUUAUGGAUCAUAUUGCGUCGCUAUGAUAUGAUUACUAAUAACGAGUCGAACCGUCGAUAAGCAAUCCAGACAUGAGUAUAAAGAAAUAUAUACGAACAGUUUCUUUUUCACCAUGGAUGAUCAUGAGCGGCAUUCCUUCAUCAGAAUGGGCCAAAUUUUGAAUAGACUUUCCUCAAGAAUCUGCAAGCUUCUGGAGGCUUGUGAUAAAUCGAGCAUUUUCUUCAUAUUUCUGAGUCUACUCUCUGUCACAAAUGGUGACAUAACAAUCACAACCGUCAUGGAAGGGGAAGCAGCGACACUCAAUUUUACUUACCCUUGCGACAGCGCACGCAAAACUUUACGCCAUGGAUACAAGAUGCCAUUUUACGAUUCUAUACGUCAAGAGGUAAAAACUUUGCUUGAUCAUCAAGAUAUAAUUGACGUUGGAAGUAAUGCCCUGAAUAACUCCUGUCUCCUGCAACUUAAGAUCGACCCGGUUUUGAGGAGUGAUGUCGGAGGAUACAUUCUAACUUUUUAUGGCGGUGGCGGAAAUAUCCUUGGAGAUUCAAGAAUUGGUUUAAGAGUCGACUUUCCACCGGGGAAAGUGUCUUGCCAGUGGGAAGAGAAGAAUGUCACUGGUGACUGGGGCUUAAUGCAGUGCAGGUGUCAAGCAGGAAACGUUCCCGGGCAAAUCGCUUGCUAUCAAAAUGGGAUUCGUCUUCCUCGGGCUACUUCGCCAUCGGUGGGUGGAGAUAUUCUUCAGCAGACUAUCUCGGUCAGGCAUUCGGAAACUGCCUUCUGUUGUGCUUCUCUCCUGGAUCAACUUAUCGACAUGUGUGCGUGCAGCGACUAUGUGUGGGAUCCGAAUAAAAAUGGUGACACCAAGAAUCCUUGCGCCACUCCUCAGGAAGACUCCACAACCAGCCUGUCCACAAAUCCAAACAGCCUUUUGGAAGACCUUUCCAUUUCUAUCGCUACAUCAUCUCCAGGAAGAGAAACUUUCGCCGAAAAUCAUGGCGACAUGGUCAAAAGCAAUGUAUAUAUUACAUUUCACUGGGGAGUAUUACUAGCAUUUGUAUCCUUGGUGUUGCUGAUCGUUGUUCAGUGCUUUGUUCUUGCAGUAGCUUUUCAAAAGAUUCGUCAACUUAUUGAGCAAGGAAAGUUGAGAGAUAAACAAAAUGGUAAUUACAAAAGCGUUCCAUCGGUGGAUGUGACACUUUAAUAGCAAUGACUUACUCGCCUGU
Molecule: messenger RNA, 4888 nt
Organism: Lytechinus pictus (painted urchin)
Lineage: Eukaryota; Metazoa; Echinodermata; Echinoidea; Temnopleuroida; Toxopneustidae
Exons: 4
Coding region: 225-2219 (664 amino acids)
Biological process (GO): G protein-coupled receptor signaling pathway; cell surface receptor signaling pathway
Cellular component (GO): membrane
Molecular function (GO): G protein-coupled receptor activity
Source: RefSeq, a predicted model, not a curated record